AUGGCGGUGGCAGUGCCCCCGGGCGGAGCAAGGGGCUCUGGCUGGACCUGGCGACCAGUGGCACGGGACGCCCUCCUGGCUCGAGCGUUCCACUCAUGCACCGAACUGAGGGACCACUUGUAUCUGGUGGGGGGUCUGUUGGCUGGAGGAGCGAGAGAGCCGAGCAGUGAUACGGUGGCUUUCGAUCCAGCUGGGGGCCGGGUCGUGAGGGUGGAUGCCCAGGGUGGCCCGAGGCGCAGUCACCACGAUGCCGCGCUGGUGGAAGGGCGCUGGCUCUGCGUGGUGGGCGGCUGGGACGGGUCGCGCCGUCUGGCCGCAGUGACAGCCCUGGACGUGGAGCGUCGGGUGUGGGAGACGUGGACCGCGGCUCCUGGCAGCUGCCCGCCUGCUGGCCUCAGUAGUCACACCUGCACCCGCCUCUCCGACCGAGAGCUCCGUGUAGCUGGCCGCGAGGGUGGUACCCGUACCCAGCGCCGCUACGGAAGCAUCUACACGUUAAAGUUGGACCCUCGUGACCGCACCUAUUGUUACAAGGAAGAAAGCCUCCACACAGCCUCACGCUCAGGUCACUGUGCUGCCUUGCUCCAAACUCCUGGCCCCCACCCAGGUCAUCAGCUGUUGCUCUUUGGGGGCUGCAACUCUUCUGAACCAGAAGUAGCUGGGCUUUGGAGUUAUGGGAAGAUUAAGGAGGAACCACCUGCUGCCCCUCAUUUGAUGGACCAGCUAUCAAAGCUUGUGAGCAGUGGGCAAGGGUCCCAGCAGGGGCCUCGGGGCCUCCGCCAUCACUCAUGUUCUGUGGUGGGGCCUUUUGCUGUGCUGUUUGGCGGAGAAACUCUCACUAGAACUAGAGACAACAUCUGCAAUGACCUCUACAUCUAUGAUACUCGCAAGUCUCCUGCUCUGUGGUUCCGCUUCCCCUCUGCAGACCGUGGGCUAAAACGAGUAGGCCAUCAGACCUGCCUUUGGAAUAAUCAUCUUUACCUGGUUGGGGGUUUUGGUGAGGAUGGUAAGACAGCAAGUCCACAGGUUUGCAUCUUGGACAUCUUUGUUUAA
This is a messenger RNA of Elephantulus edwardii (Cape elephant shrew), 1053 nucleotides long. It is a transcript of the gene KLHDC9, whose product is annotated as kelch domain containing 9. The record is from RefSeq and is a predicted model, not a curated record. The transcript is spliced from 4 exons. Lineage: Eukaryota; Metazoa; Chordata; Mammalia; Macroscelidea; Macroscelididae. The coding region runs from base 1 to 1053 and encodes 350 amino acids. Gene Ontology annotation, molecular function: cyclin binding.